GGUUGCACAUCAUAUGCAAUUAGCCACCUAGGAUGGCUCUUGCAUUGGAUCUUACUCGAAAUAGCUGUCAAAAUAAGGUAAGUAAGUAAAUAAAUAAAUAACCGCGGCUCGAAACAAACCGAGCGCCGGUGCGGUGGGAGCGGCAGUGGGGCGGAGCUGCUGUGCGCGCUCAGUCGGCGCGCUGCGUUCCUAAUCUAAAGCGCGAUUUUUACAAGAAAGGUUACCUCUCCCGCGCCGGUAACCUAGAACAAGCAAAGAAAACGAGCCCAUUGGCCAACACAGUACCACACGAGAUGCCGCGAGCGCUGCGUUGCAUUUCGCUCCGGACAGAUGCUAUCAGGGGGUGGAGGGAAGGAUUAUGGUAUUUCUUUCUUUCGUUUUUUUCGUACAUAACUUCUUAAAACUAACGUUUCGAGUUCAGCUCUGAGCGCUAUGCACGCGCUUUCUUUUGCUCCCGCGAACGCAGUGGAUUUGGUGGAUUACUCACUUGCGCACGACGGCUUUUUUUGUGCUAAUUAACAAAAUCUCAUCUCAAGAGGACGCUAUUGCAUUUUAGAAUAAGGGAAAAAGAGCAUAGACUUAAGAAGGAGAAAAUAUCGGAGUUUGAUGCUCUCUGUCUAGCAGCCCAAACGGUCCCGGCGUCUUCUCGUCCUUUUUCUGUCUCUCUUCCCCACAUUUAUCUGUCUCUUUUUAUGUGGAAUAGCUGAGUUGGAAAAUCUCUUAUUACUGCUGAUAAUAGACAGACCGUUCAGUGUCGGUAUUGUUUUCUUCUUCAAGAAUGGUGAGUGAUCAAUGGGGAGUGAACAUGAAUAGCUCAUCGGAAGUCGAAGAUGGACAUGGACAGCGGGCAAAAUCGCAGACCUUCUGCGAGUGUGUACCCAGCACGUCGCAGCUCAAGCACCGCUGGUCUGACUCAGACACAGUCAGGCAAACAGCUCCCAAGAGGAUGAGCUGCAGUUAUCUGCUCUGCACUAUCCUUCUUUUCGUGGCUGUCCUGCUUGCCAUUACAGUAACGGGCACCAUUCUCUUCCUGAACCACUCCCAGUCUCCGCCUAUUUCAGACGGCCCACCGCAUAUCACCACCAAUCAGGAUGAGGCCAACGCCCUGGUAACAGUCGAGCGGGGUGACGGCUCGCGUAUCAACAUUUUUAUCGACCCAAACUGCCCUGACUACAACAGCAAUUUCCUGCGAUUGGAAGGAGUGCAGACCUCCCUACUCCACUCGCUUACUGAUCAUGACUCAGACCUCAAGUCAGUCAAAGGCCAGGACCGUGCACUAUUGGUGAACCUUGCUGAAGAGGUGGCAAAGCUCUCAGCACAUGCAGGCCAAUUGAAGAUGGACUACGAGUCUCUGAGUAGAGGGCAAAACAACUUAGGACAGGACCUUAACACGCUGCAAACUGAACAAGGAAAGCUUAUACAGCUGCUCUCAGAAAGCCAGCUUAACAUGGUGAAGGUGGUGAACUCGGUCAGCGAUGCCUUGAACUCCAUGCAGAAGGAGAAUGGAGGCUUGAAGGCUCGUGUGAAAGCUGACCUGCAGAGAGCUCCAGUAAGAGGAUCUCGUUUCAAAGGCUGCGCUAAUGGCUCCCGUCCUCGUGACUGCAGUGAUAUACAUGCAAGUGGUCAGCGGGAAGAUGGUGUAUAUUCUGUGUUUCCCACUCAUUACCCUGCGGGGUUUCAGGUCUACUGUGAUAUGAGCACGGAUGGAGGGGGCUGGACUGUGAUUCAGCGCCGAGAGGAUGGAUCUGUGAAUUUUUUUAGGGACUGGGACUCUUACAGAGAGGGAUUUGGCAAGAUCACAGGAGAACACUGGCUUGGUUUAAGACAGAUCCAUGCUUUAUCUAUCCAGGCAAACUAUGAGUUGAGGAUAGAUCUGGAAGAUUUCGAAAACAGUACAGCAUUCGCCCAGUAUGAUAUGUUUGGGGUUGGACUGUUCUCAGUAGACCCUGAGGAUGAUGGCUAUCCACUGACCAUUGGUGACUAUACUGGCACUGCAGGCGACUCCUUGCUGAAACACAACGGUAUGAAGUUUACAACCAAAGACCGUGACAACGAUCAUUCCGAGAACAACUGUGCGUCGUUCUACCACGGUGCAUGGUGGUAUAACAGCUGCCACAUGUCCAACUUGAACGGCCAAUACUUGCACGGUCAACACACCUCUUACGCCGACGGAAUUGAGUGGUCGUCUUGGACUGGCUGGCAGUAUUCACUCAAAUUUACUGAAAUGAAGAUUCGACCCACACGUGAGGAAAGGGAGAGCAAGUGAUCCAAUCAAAAACAAUCAUGGAAACUGAAAAUAUUGGAAAACAUUUAGAAAAUAAUGCAUAAAAAAUGUAUAAGAAACUGAAACUAACUAUCAUUGCUGACUGUGAUUAUGACAAGGAAAGAUCCUUUUUGUCACAAUUGUUUUUUUUUUUUUUUACGUUUCGUUUUGUUGCCUCAUUUUGAAGAGAAGUCCCAGUUGAAGUGUAUUGUAAACUCCACUGGAUUGACUAGUCAAAGAUACAGAGCAUCCAGAAGAAUCAGGAAGUUUCUCAAUUCAUGAUAUAUCUCCUCAUAAUGCAGUCUUUUCCACUGAGAGGAAGGAGUUUUGGUUCUUCCUUUAGGAAUGCAGGAGCUUUUAUUAAUCCAAAAAAAGAAGAAUGUCAAGAAGAGUGUCACAAAAAUUGGGCUAAUUGGCAAAUGAUAAUUAUUAGUGAAAUAAUGUAUGGAAAAGAACAUUGGGGGAUUGUUGACAGAUUGAGUUAUCGUUUUUGGCAUACAUGCAUAUAUUAACGUUUGCUUAUCACAAUUACUUACUGAGCCAGCUUUUCA
This is a messenger RNA of Ictalurus furcatus (blue catfish), 2814 nucleotides long. RefSeq names its product fibrinogen C domain containing 1b (gene fibcd1b). The record is from RefSeq and is a predicted model, not a curated record. Lineage: Eukaryota; Metazoa; Chordata; Actinopteri; Siluriformes; Ictaluridae. The coding region runs from base 779 to 2266 and encodes 495 amino acids. The transcript has 8 exons.